Molecule: messenger RNA, 1743 nt
Organism: Clonostachys byssicola
Lineage: Eukaryota; Fungi; Ascomycota; Sordariomycetes; Hypocreales; Bionectriaceae
Source: the annotation of a GenBank genome assembly
AUGGAGGCUGCCGGAUUUGCCCUCUCCGUUGUCGCAAUCCUCCUAUCAAUCAAAGGUGCCAUCGACACGGCAGUCUUCAUUGAGUCUUGCUUCGACGGCUCCAAGUCCGAGUACGGUAGCACCGCUCUCGCGUACCACAUCGAGAAAGUGAGGCUGCAGCUAUGGGCAGAGCAUUGCAGGCUCAGCGACCCGUUGCUCAACAUCCUCCGGGACCGCCCUGACCUGAUACAGAAGGCUGUGCUGCAGGUCCUGCGCGAGGUUGAGCAUCUGCAUCACGAGGCGAGCAAGUUGCUGACCAAACACAAGAUGAAGCUACCUCAUCUCCCCGGCGACCAUGAAGACGCCGCCCUCGACGCUUCCACGACGGCCAUGACCUUGAUCACUGGUUCUCAGGGCGACCAGUCGUCAUUGUUGUCGUCGUCGGUGCGACAGACGCACAGGGUCAAGUCCAAGAUUAGAUGGCUCAUCAAAUCCAAGCCUGAAUUCGAAAAGAUCAUAUCCGACCUACGCGAGCACAACAAAGCUCUACGCGACCUGACACUCACGCCAGCUGAAGCCCGUGUACUCAUACACACCCUACCAUGUAGAGUCUUGCCAGCACUAGAUAAUGCCUCUGCCUUGAAUGCCCUCGACGAGUCGGGUGCCACCUACGACCCGGCCAUAGCCUUUUCCGCUCGAGCAAAAGCAAUCCAGAAGAACUUGGCAUCAUCGCAAGGUCUGGGUAUAUCUGCAACCCUUAUCGCCGAUCGCCAACUCAAGGCACUCGGCGGCUCAUUUCCUGAUACCAAGCUUCUUCACUGCACUGACGGAAGACAGAUCCAGGUCUGGGUCGAAUGGAAGGUGCUCAGCCUGGGAGAUGAAUCCGCACAACAAGCCAAACGCAUCCAAUCAAUGGGCUACCUGCUGGAGCAGGUUGGCGAGCCAGUUCUCCGUCUUCCACGCUGUUAUGGGCUAAUCGAGGACUUCUCCUACAUGGAAAGCCACGGAGCCAGAAGAAUGGGCUAUGUGAUGGGGCCGCCCAUUUCCCCCUCACCUCGAUCAUUCGAGAGCAACAUUGCCAAAUACCCGCCUUGCAGUCUCGCCGAUCUUCUGAGAACCCAGAGCGGCGGAAUGGCUAUUCCACUGUUAGGCGACCGAUUCGCGCUUGCUUAUUAUCUGGCGUCUGCUUUCGGGCUUUUUCAAUCAACUGGUUGGCUGCACAAAGGCUUCCAGAGCAAGAGCAUCCUACUCUUCAGAGGUGAGGGACCAGAUGCAGUGCUCAGCGUACUCGAUCCUUUCAUCACAGGAUUCCAGCAUUCCAGACCGGACAACGAAAACUCUUUGUCUCACGGACCUCUGGAGGACAAAGCGACUGAGUACUACUACCACCCAGACGCUCAUCAGGGAUUCACCAAGACGCGCGACCUCUACAGCCUCGGGGUUGUCCUCUACGAGAUCGCUCGCUGGAAUCUGGUCCCGGACACAGUCAGGCCCGAGAAAAGGAAGCGCCUAGUCAAUCGCGCGGCGUGGAGAGAUCACAUGGUCGCAAAGGCUCUCCCGGAGCUGGGAUGGAGGGCGGGCGCCUACUAUCAAAAGGCUGUUGGCGCUCUUAUCCAGGGAGGUGUUCUUCCGGAAGAAGGCGAGGGCGGAGAUGACGGUGAUUAUUUUGCGCAGCAGUAUUAUGACAAGAUUAUACGGCCUUUGAUAAAUUGUGAUUCUAUCCAUUGGAAGUUUAAGGAUCAGUACUACGCAGCUCAGUAUUAA